Messenger RNA from Oryzias latipes (Japanese medaka), 2392 nucleotides. It is a transcript of the gene umodl1, whose product is annotated as uromodulin-like 1. The record is from RefSeq and is a predicted model, not a curated record. Lineage: Eukaryota; Metazoa; Chordata; Actinopteri; Beloniformes; Adrianichthyidae.
AAAACCUUUAUCAAAAAUGCAUGUAACGUAAAUUUUAACAUAGAUUUUCCACCUGAAUAAUGAAGUCUUCUGUCUUCUCCUGGACAUCUUCCCAGCUCCUGACAGCAUCUCUGGCUCAUGGGCCGCUGGCAGCUCAGGAACCUCCAUUUCUGUUUAUGGCUCAGCAGACUUUCAGACAAACCAGACUUUCCGGGUCUCUGCGAGCCAAGGAUCAGUGUUUUUUCAUUGUUGGGAAACAAGUGGAAACAUGACAGAGAUGGGUGGACUGCAUCCUGGGGGGCUUCACAGCAUCAGCAUCUCCUCCACUGCAUGCGAAAAGAAAGGAGAAACUCUUCACAAGUUAAUCCAAACUGAUGUUCAAGCUCUUGAUGUCACAGCACAACUUACCAGCAUCCAGUUUACAUCAAUCACAGUGAACUCUUGCAGCCAGGCUAACCUCACUGAGAGUUCCACUGAGCAGAUCCAUCAGUCCCCAGUUUCCCAGAUAAAAUCCACGAAGGAUUCAGACCAGGUCCAGAUUAAGAUCCAGAGCUUUUCCAAAGGCUGUGUGAAACUAAACUUCACUCUCACCUUCAGCCAAAGUCACAACCACAGCAUAAGAAAUGUUUCCAAAGAGGUGGAUUCAUCAACAAACAGCUCCAAGUACACUGCAAACAGUGCAAACAUAAAUGUUUCCAGCAGACUGCCAACAACGACGUCGGCCAUGAAACCAGCCACUGUCACCUCUGUGGGAGGAGCUCUGUCAGAGCAGUGCAGGGUUGCUGCUAUCACUGUGACGCUUGCAAAAGAUUUUCUACUGGACUACAACAUCCAAGAGAACUCUCUGUACCUGGGAUUGAUGGGAUGCCGAAUCAAUGGAGGCAACUCCACUCACGUUCAGCUGACUGUGGCUUGGAAUGAGUGUGCCAUACAGCUCAUUCACAAUGAAAGCCAUUGCAUGGCAUCGGUAACCUUGUUCAGCACUGUGGAUCCUUACACGUCACCAAAUGGUACAGUGGAGGUUCCAACAGUGAUGCUCCAAGUUCCCAUCAUGUGCACAUACUCAAAGGAAAUGUUGAUCUCUGCAGACUUUGGCUCUAUGGGGUAUGACGCGGUCAAAGACGUCUUCGGCCGUGUGGGGGCUCUGCCUGUGCUGCUGCAGCUGAUGAACAGCUCAGCACGUCUGCCUCUCAACCACAGGCUGUCCUCGCAGCAGGAUCUGGUCUUGGAAGUCAGCAUCAACAGCACUUCAGAACAGAUCAAACUGAUCAUUAACAAGUGCUGGGCCACUUCCACCCAAGACCCUGAGGGUGGUCACAGCUACACCUUCCUGGAAAACAGCUGUGCCCUCAAUAGCUAUACACAAGUGCUGAUGAAUGGGAACUCCACCACCUCCCGUGUGGCUGUGAGGAUUUUCUCCUUUGUCAACCUGACUGUGGUCUAUCUGCACUGUCAGGUCCAGCUUUGCAUAGAGAUGGGAUCGAAUACCUGCACAGCUGACUGUCUACAAAGAACUGCUCGGACAGCAAAGACAGUUGGAAGAGCUUUUGGGUCAUCUGGGCCUCUACUAAAGUCAGAUGAAGAGCUGGGCAUGGAAACACUUGACACUCCUUAUGUGGCUGGUAUCUCCUGUCUUGGAAUCGGCCUGUCACUCUUCUUCAUCAUUGGAUUUUUCUGUCUCUUUUACUACCAGAGAAACCGCAUCGGACACCACAACUUCAAUGUGAAACCCAAACAAGAAAACUUCACAUACAUUGACAUAAACCCUUAAGACUGCAGCAAACAAAUGGCUUCAGCAGAUACACAACUGUUCCCACCAGAUGUCCCUCUUGUACUGAUUAUAUGAAGCUCAUGAUUGCACUCUAGUAAUGCUUGACAGGAGAUAUCAUGUUACCGUCCCUCCUUUACAGACACUUUAGGUGAUGGUAACCUAGUUACUGUUGAAGCAAGCUCCGCUCGAAAACAUCAAACAAUAAAAAUGAUUUACAUUGACAACAUGACAAGAAUCUUCUCUUUUCCUUGUUUAUACCACCCAUACCCACAGAUGUUCUCAAGUCCCCCCUUUUGCAAGUCAAGUCUGAAGUCUUUGCAUUUAAGAUCAGGACUUAAAAUAUACUUUUAGAUAUUUUUUUGUCUUUAACUGUCAUCAAACUACUUCAAAUAAUCUUUUGAGAAUCUUUAACAGUUGUAAAUAGUGUGUUUAUGUUUAGACCUGACUGUGAUGUCCUAGAGCUCAAAAAAUAAGAAUAAACAAAUUAAACUUGGUCACAAGACCCAAGUCUCAAGUCAAGUCUCAAGUCUUUGAAUGUGAGACUUCAGUGUGACCAUAAUCUGAGUCUCGAGUCUCUACCUGUGACAAAAGUUUUACUGUUGCUGCUUGUUGCGUAAAAAUAAAGUCGUCUAUAUACUCUUG